UUGAUCUGUGGAUCUAUAGGUACCUGUGUAAUUUGCAAUAUUUGCAUUUUUGAGUUUUCAAUUUUCAGCUUUGAUGUGCGAUUUGUAUACUGUGAAUAACAGUAGAUUGUUAGUAAAUAAAAGACACUAAAGUCUAAAAGAACCACUAACCAGCUGUAUCAAUAUGUGUUUCCUUUGAGAUUAGGUAUUAAAAUGUCGAAUGUAAAUUAUACAAUUCGAACGGAAGGUCAAACAAAAAUAAACACUAUUAUUUGGACAGUACCAUGUUUCGAAACCUUAUUAGAAAUUAAAACAUCCCGAGAAUUUCGGACAGAAAAUCCAAAAGAUAAACCCGGUGAUUUAGCAAAUUCAAAAUUUCAAUUAAAAAUGCAAUUUCUCGGCAGAUUCAAUGAUAUAAUCGAGAUAUAUUACUUAUCACCCAUACCAGUUUUUCUCAAAUCAAUACUUACCAUAUGUUUAAAGAGAUUUGAAGAGCGAUCAAUUGUGAUAAAAGAAUACCACACAGUACAAGCCAACAAAUGGCAAUACCUAGCAACACUAUAUAAACGUGAUAUUGUAAGCUAUGAUGGGCGUGAUACAUUCCUAUUGAGCGAUGGCAGUCUACGCCUCAAAUUUCAGUUCAUGGUGACAAAUGACAUAAAAGUCGACCGAGCUCAUGUGCCCGAGGCCCAACUCAGUGAUGAUUUUGAAAGCCUCUUGAAUAAUGGCUUAUUUUCAGAUGUGGUUAUAAAGUGUGCAGAAGGAAAUGAAUUCAAAGUACACAAAGCUGUAUUGGCCAGUCGUAGUUUGGUUUUAAAGGCUCACUUUGAACAUAACACUACUGAAUGUAUAACAAACAUUCUUGAAUCGCCACUAGAGUCGGAAGUAUUGAGAGAAGUUCUGACUUUUAUUUACAGUGACAGAGCCCCGAGAGUCGAUGAGAUACCUGAGAAGCUAUUGGCUGCUGCUGACUAUUAUCAGCUUGGCCGACUUAAGAGUUUGUGUGAAGAGGCUUUACACAAGAAACUUACAGUGAACAAUGCUAUUAAAACCUUACAGUUAGCAGAUUUACAUUCGGCAAAAACAUUGAAAAAUUUAACUUUAGAAUUCAUAAAGGAUGGUCAAGCAAAACUAAUAACAAAGACUGAAGGUUGGGCAAUGGUGAAGUCAGUAGAGCUGAUUAAAAGUAUUUAUGAGCAUAUAAUGACAGAUGAUGUAGAUGCAGAUAUUAAAUAAUAAAUGCAAAAAUUUGUUGCUAAGGGAUAGCCAUAUCUUUAGAUUUUCAGGAAAUCGGAGGUAGUGUAGAAUAGUAUUUUUUCUCUGGUGUCUAUAAUAUAUUCCUUAAAUUAGUUAAUAGUGGUGUGUAGGAAAAUAUACAUAGAAUAACCCAUGAAUAAGGCCUUAAAUGCCAUAAACAUUUUCCAUUUGCAUUUCCACAUGUUUUCCAAUCUGAGGGAACUAAAUCUUUAUAAAAUUAUUCUAUCAUUUAAGGGUGUGAACUAAUUCAUUGGAUCUGUAUUUUAUUUGUCAGAUCUGGGUUAAGAUGGUACAAAAAACUUACUUAAUUUUGAUAAAUAUGAGGAUUAAGUAACUAUUCAAUACAAAUUUAAGCUUUCUCUAUAAUUAUAAUCAUUCUUGUUACAUUUCUCCUUGAAUAAAAUUUUAUAAAUUGUAUCAUACUGAUUUAUAUAAAAUAAAAUUAU
Colias croceus (clouded yellow) is the source of this 1682-nucleotide messenger RNA. Its product is annotated as speckle-type POZ protein-like. Gene Ontology annotation, biological process: regulation of proteolysis; proteasome-mediated ubiquitin-dependent protein catabolic process. The transcript has 2 exons. Bases 193 to 1215 code for a protein of 340 amino acids. The record is from RefSeq and is a predicted model, not a curated record. Gene Ontology annotation, molecular function: ubiquitin protein ligase binding. Lineage: Eukaryota; Metazoa; Arthropoda; Insecta; Lepidoptera; Pieridae. Gene Ontology annotation, cellular component: nucleus; cytoplasm.